AUGUACUCCAUUCUUGACCGCGGCGUCUUGCUCGAUCCCUUUGCUCGCCACAAGCAGAGCCUCCGCCGAACCAGGGCUGAUGACGACGACUACGUCGACCUGGUGAUGCUGGACGGCGACGACGAGCACGACGACGACGAAAUCGACGAAGACCGUGACAUUGACGGCGACGACGAAGCCGAAGAGCUCGAUGACGAUGAAGAAAUUGAGGAAGAGGACGAUGAUGACGAAGACGAUGACCUUGUCGAGGAUGAAGAUGAAGAUGAUGGCCUGGAUCUCGAGGCCGAGGUCGAUGUCGUCAACAAGAAGAACUCGGUCAUUGUCAAGGCCGAGAUGCCAGGAAUCAAGAAGAAAGAUGUCCGUGUCUUCAUUGCCGACGACGUCUUGACAAUCGAAGGCCAGCAGUCCUUCAAGGACUCGUACACCCGAAACGGCGUUCGCCAUGUGGAGGAGGCCUUUGCCGUCUACCAGCGCCAAGUCCAGCUUCCGCCCAACACCGAUCCAGCCUCUGUCACUGGCAAGAUGAAGCAUGGGCUUCUGGAGCUGCACAUGAACAAAACCAAGGCGCUCCCUGCUCCAACGCAGCGCCGACCCCGCUAUCUUCUCAGCCACUGAGCGUCUGGGCCACUCGGCACUGCGGUGAAUUCUUAUACCUGCGCAUGCUCAUUUUGAACCACAGAUCCCGGGCUUUCGCAGAGACUUGCAGUCGCCGCUGAUUGCCCCUCAUCCCACGAUGCGCUUCGUCCCAUCGAUACCAUACACUUGACCAAAUACCCCUGCUCUUUGAAAGGAACUAGGUUGUUUGUGGGCCUGUCUCAUUCAAGAGAGGCAAGUCAACAGCACAACCUGGGAAUUCCUUGCAUCGUUUGCAAAUGGAAGGAGAACACCUGUGUUUGAGGAUAUUGGUUGCGGCUG
Messenger RNA from Polychytrium aggregatum, 915 nucleotides. RefSeq names its product HSP20-like chaperone. The record is from RefSeq and is a predicted model, not a curated record. The coding region runs from base 1 to 615 and encodes 204 amino acids. The transcript is spliced from 3 exons. Lineage: Eukaryota; Fungi; Chytridiomycota; Chytridiomycetes; Polychytriales. Gene Ontology annotation, biological process: protein complex oligomerization; protein folding; response to heat.